GUGAAUUGUCAUUCAGGUACAGAUAUCAUGUGGAGCCAAAGAUGUCUAUCAAGAGGAGUCACUCCCUGUUUCAAGUACCUGACGCUAAUGAAACCCGGAAAAACGUUUCACUCUUGUGAAGUGUUGCUACAUACUAGACUAGCUGUGAUGAUGGAGAAAGCUGCACUGCUGCUUUGCUGCCUGAUCAUGACUUUGUCAGGCUCCCCACUCUACCCAGCCAUUAGGUUCGGCCAGAGGGAUACAUCUAUCCUGAUGACAUCUUCACUAAAGAAUCCAACAGAGCAGCAGGAGGAAGACGCACGUCCUCCCAGGGAGCCAGCAGAGUUGCGCUUAGAGCGCCACGCUGAUGCCAUCUUUACAAACAGCUACAGGAAAGUCCUGGGCCAAAUCUCUGCCAGAAAGUUCCUUCAGACAAUCAUGGGCAAACGGCUGGGGGAUGGAAGUGAGAGCUACAUGAAACGUCAGUCAGAUAUCUAUGAGGGGACAUACAAGGAAGACCUCACAGCCAUCCAGAGAAAUCAGAGACACAGGGGGGUGCACGGGAAUGUCCUGAGACCCAGACUUCUGAGUUGAGGAGGAAAGCUAUAUCAUCACAUUUUUUUUAACCAUCUUUUAUUUGUUUGAGGGUGUCCUUUAAAGAAAAGAAAUUAAAUCGUCUUAUAUAUUCACAUUAAAAGUUGUGAGGAAAUC
Oreochromis aureus is the source of this 690-nucleotide messenger RNA. It is a transcript of the gene ghrh, whose product is annotated as growth hormone releasing hormone. Gene Ontology annotation, molecular function: growth hormone-releasing hormone activity; neuropeptide hormone activity; peptide hormone receptor binding. Bases 28 to 573 code for a protein of 181 amino acids. Gene Ontology annotation, cellular component: extracellular region; perikaryon; terminal bouton. The transcript is spliced from 6 exons. NCBI's taxonomy places the organism in Eukaryota, Metazoa, Chordata, Actinopteri, Cichliformes, Cichlidae. Gene Ontology annotation, biological process: growth hormone secretion; positive regulation of growth hormone secretion; positive regulation of cell population proliferation. The record is from RefSeq and is a predicted model, not a curated record.